CUCGCUUCUCACAGCGAGAAAGAACCGACCAUAUCCGCUCGUUGGAAACCAACCAUUCUUUUCUAAUCCAACCACACUCGUUUCAAAAAAAAAUGGAUUUUGCCAUGGAGAUUGACAACCCGCGCAAGAGAUGCCGCGACGAGCCGGAGCUGCAGAGUUUGAAUGGCUAUCCCGUCACGAAGAAGGCGCGCCAAUCGGACACGGACGCGUCAACCCGCGAUUCCACCCCGAGCCUCAGCGAAUCCACUCCUUCAACGCCCGCCUCCAUUGACGUGGACAUGGAUGCUACCCCCCAACAACACCAGAUUCACGCCCCAGCGCCCAGGCCCCAGCCUCGGUCGGGGGGCACCAUCAUCUCGGGCUGGAACCAGUGCCGCCGGGAGCAGUACCUGAGACAAGGCUAUCCCUUGGCCUGGAUGCAGAGUUCUGCGCAGUGAGUUCGAUGAGAACGACGCGCGCCGUUUCACCGCCGUAUUUGAAGAGAGUCCUGCCGGAGAGGGCCACGAGGCUCCACAACUGGUGGGAUUGAAGGGUGAUUUUCCCAUGACGUGUAACAUUGAAAGUGUAUUCUAGUGAGCGCAAGGGAUGAGAGGAUUGUCAGGGCAUCACAUCUCCACCGGGAGAUAUGGGCAGGAGAAUUCGAGCCUUUGCCGAGGAGCACCUGUAAACCCGGCUACGGAAGAGCUACCGGAGAUCACAGUACGGUCGAAUUGAAACACAGCGAAUGGCUUUCUAUGGCUG
Messenger RNA from Thermothelomyces thermophilus ATCC 42464, 741 nucleotides. RefSeq lists its product as uncharacterized. NCBI's taxonomy places the organism in Eukaryota, Fungi, Ascomycota, Sordariomycetes, Sordariales, Chaetomiaceae. The coding region runs from base 93 to 437 and encodes 114 amino acids. The record is from RefSeq and is a predicted model, not a curated record. The transcript is spliced from 2 exons.